GUGGCGGCGGCGGGCGGCUGGCUCGGGGUGACGCUGCCAUGGUCUCUCCCACCGGCUACGCAGAGCGCCUGAACAUCCAGUUUGUGUCUGCCCAGAGCCGCACUGGCCUGCUCACGGCCCAGGAGGCCCAGCACGUCCGGCAGCUGCAUGAGGAGAACCGGCAGUUCCUGCGCAUCCCUCGGAGGCCAUAUUGGGAUAGGACAACCAGUUCUGAAGACUUGAAGCAAGCUGAGAGAGAGAGCUUUCUUGAGUGGAGGCGACAGCUUGCCCACCUUGAGGAAGAAAAAAAGUUAAUUCUAACCCCAUUUGAAAGAAAUCUGGAAUUUUGGCGUCAGCUUUGGAGAGUCAUUGAAAGAAGUGAUAUUGUUGUCCAGAUUGUGGAUGCUAGAAACCCCCUUCUGUUUAGAUGCCAAGAUCUGGAAAGUUAUGUUAAGGAAGUCAGCAAUGACAAGGAGAACAUGAUCCUGAUAAACAAAGCAGAUUUGCUGAGUGAAGAGCAGCGGGCUGCCUGGGCGCAGUUCUUUGAGAAGGAGGGUGUUAAAGUGGUGUUCUGGUCGGCGUUGGCAGAGAGCAGGCGGCUCUCUGGAGAAGUAAAGGAACUGGAUGCUGACAGUGUAGCAGAUGACCUGAGUGAUUCUGAGGAGGAAAGUUCCAGUCAAGAAGAAGAUGUCACUGCAGAAGAUAGUGCAGAAAGCAUAUCCACAGGCAGUGCUUUGCAAAGUGAAAACCAGUGUUUGCUUUUUGACGAUGACAGUAGUGAUGAAUAUGAAGACUGUGAAGAUGAUGAAGAGGAUAACUGGCAAACCUGUUCUGAAGAUGAAGGUGGGGACAAAGUAAAUGCUAUUGCCCCAAAGUGCAUGGAAAGCACAACUGAUACUGUUGCAGUGCAGCAUGUAGUGCAAGAGCAGAACAGGAAUGUCAAGAACUUUAGCCAUCUGGUACAGAGAAAUGAGCUACUGGAGAUAUUCAAAACCCUGCACAGUGGACCAAGGGUGAAGGAUGGGGAAGUAAAUGUUGGACUGGUGGGUUACCCUAAUGUUGGCAAAAGUUCAACAAUCAACACAAUUCUUGGAGAUAAGAAGGUGUCGGUGUCUGCAACACCAGGCCACACGAAGCACUUCCAGACUCUGUAUGUGGAGCCUGGCCUGUGCCUCUGUGAUUGCCCUGGUCUGGUGAUGCCAUCGUUCGUCUCCACCAAAGCAGAGAUGAUUUGUUCUGGAAUUCUGCCUAUAGACCAGAUGAGGGAUCAUGUUCCACCCAUUUCUUUAGUUUGCCAGCAUAUCCCACGAAACAUUUUGGAAGCGACCUAUGGAAUAAGUAUCAUCAGGCCAAGGGAAGAUGAGGAUCCAGAUCGAAAACCAACAGCUGAAGAGCUUCUAACAGCAUAUGGAUAUAUGAGAGGCUUUAUGACAGCCCAUGGACAGCCAGACCAACCGAGAUCAGCUCGAUAUGUGCUAAAAGACUAUGUCAGUGGGAAGCUGUUAUACUGCCAUCCACCUCCUGGCAUUGACCCAGAUGGUUUUCAGCACCAGCAUGAAAGGUGUCCAGGGAGCAGAACUGUCCAAGCCAGUGGACCAGAGAAGCCUACAAAGAAUACCAAAGCAAAACAAAUUGAAAAUGUGGUGGACAAAUCAUUUUUCCACCAGGAGAACGUUCGUGCUCUGAUGAAAGGCGUCCGGGCUACGAUGGGAUACCGGCCUGGCAGUGGCCUUGUGUCUGUGCCUGCACACAAUGCUGGGAGUGUGGUAGGAAAGCCCUGGAAAAAACACGGCAACAGGAACAAGAAGGAGAAAGUUCGCAGGAUCACUAAGCAUCUGGAGAAUUAGCCAUGGCCCCAGUACCCUGCCUUGCCAGGGCAGGCUCAUCACUGUCCUGCAGGCGUGGACUAUGGGAAGAAUUUUAAGUGGGCAUCACUAGCUCACUUUUGGAACUCUGCGCUGUGGGUUGGCCUGGGCAGGGGAUAAGAAUGGGUUCUGAUACUUUGGAGCUCAUCUUUUCUGAGAGAAAAAAAUUGGGCCUGGCCACUUGUAUUACUUGGAAGCCAGCCCAGGCAUUUGGGCACUGCUGAGAUGUCCUUUCAACGGAAGCAGAUGGAGCUGUGCAGGAGUGUUUUUUCCUUAAGCAAGCCCUGUAAAACUGACUAAAAUCUUUAUAAACCAUUGAAUCUUAAUGAGUGAUGUUUGUUACCUUCUGAGAUGGUAUUGCUCAUCUCCUGGUUUGUUUGUUUGUUUUUUUAAAGCUUGCUUGUUGAUUUGACAGGACACUUGAGUGUGCUGAAAAAUUACUUCAAAGAUUUUUAUUGCCAUCUUCCUUUUCUACUCAGCCCUAUUUUAUGUAGUCCUACUGUGAAACCAGCCUUUCCUUCACACUGAGCUGGCAUCAGUUGUUUUUGUGAUUUCCUGUUGGUAAUUUAAAACACUCUUUUCCAUGUGGCUGUCAAAAAAUAUGCUGGUGCUCAUUUAUCCUAAAACAUGGUGAGGAUUUUACUUUGCA
Messenger RNA from Meleagris gallopavo (turkey), 2493 nucleotides. The record is from RefSeq and is a predicted model, not a curated record. Lineage: Eukaryota; Metazoa; Chordata; Aves; Galliformes; Phasianidae.